This is a messenger RNA of Peniophora sp. CBMAI 1063, 921 nucleotides long. The record is from the annotation of a GenBank genome assembly. NCBI's taxonomy places the organism in Eukaryota, Fungi, Basidiomycota, Agaricomycetes, Russulales, Peniophoraceae.
AUGGUAUCAGAAACCGCCGCUGAAGGCCAAGAGAGGUCACCCGCUGCGUCUUUGGGUCCCCUCGCUGUGGAGUAUGAGGGCACCAAGACGGCUAUCCCUCGCACCGCAGACUAUCAGGAGACGCUUGCGCUUAUCAAGAUAUCUGUCGAACAUCUCUCGUGCAUCCCUACCUCCAUGUUCGUGCUAUCCACCACCACACUACCCGGUCAUCCCGGCGAAAAUGUCGUGGUCAACGAGCCCGUGUGGCAGACGGUUGUGUUCAGCGCGUACUUCACGUCUGUCUCGGUCAAUAUCUCGACUGCUAUGCGGCGCGAGUUCGACGAUGCCCCACGCCUCAGGCCCAGGCGCCAACUUGAACCCCGGCGCGGGGCUUCUCCAGACCCGGUGGGAGCGUAUAUGAAAUAUGCUCAGCAGGAGCAGAAGGCCCCAGAGCAACUCUACAACGUGGCCGUUUUCGGUACACCGAACUUCAACUUGAUCACUACACCCUGGCGUAUAAUUGCUGGUGACCAAGAUCCUCGCCCUGCAGAAUGGGGCAACCUCGCUGGCAAGAUCGCCUGCGCGGUCGCAGUCCGAUGCCGCGAGGCCGUGAAUGCAACCCGGUCCCAUGUAGGCAUUCAGAUCGGUAUUGUGAGUCAGGCGUACGGCACGAUGACGCUCAAGCAAGCGGUGCAUGUCAUCAUGGCGCUCCUCGUCGUGAUCUGGUCGGCCUUUAACAUCGUCACGUUCUGCAUAUGUUGGCUGGACGCUUACCGCUGGCAUUCCCAAGCCGCCUUGAGCGUUCAAUUCCUGCACCAGUUCUCGCUGCUUAUCUGCAAUGUAUCAACCGGUGUGUUUGUUCUCCUCACGCCGGGGCAAUCUUGGUUUCUACGCGUGACGCUACUUGCGCAAAUGUUGUCCAACUUGUUUGCGAUGAGAUAG